AUGAAACUCGAAGAAGUGAAGGAUAUUCAAAAAAUAGAAAGAAUUGGGGCACACUCCCACAUUAGAGGGUUGGGUUUAAAUGACUGCUUAGACGCUCGUUAUUGUUCCGAGGGUAUGAUAGGACAAAUGAGCGCGCGUAAAGCUGCGGGUAUUGUUUUACGAAUGAUUAAAGAGGGAAGAAUUAGUGGAAGAGCAAUUUUACUAGCAGGACAGCCAGGUACAGGUAAGACUGCUAUUGCUAUGGGUAUUGCAAAAGCAUUAGGAGAAGAUACUCCCUUUACUCACAUUUCGGGCUCAGAAGUUUAUUCUUUAGAAAUGAGCAAAACAGAAGCUUUAACUCAAGCUUUUAGAAGAUCAAUUGGUGUUCGAGUAAAAGAAGAAUCAGAAGUAAUUGAAGGAGAAGUAGUAGAAAUUGAAAUAGAGCGUUUUCAGGAAAAAGAUGCUACUACUAAUAAUAAAAAAGUUGGUAAAAUGAUACUUAAAACUACAGAAAUGGAAACAUUAUAUGAUUUAGGAAAUAAAAUGAUAGAAGCAUUACAAAAAGAAAAUAUUACUGCAGGGGAUGUUAUUUGUAUUGACAAAAGUACAGGGAAAAUUACAAAAAUUGGCAAAUCUUUUGCUAGAUCGAAAGAUUAUGAUGCUAUGGAUCCCAAUACCCAUUUUGUUCAAUGCCCGGAAGGGGAAUUGCAAAAAAGAAAAGAAGUUGUCCAUACAGUUACAUUGCACGAUAUUGAUGCUAUAAAUAGUAGGACCCAAGGAUUUUUAGCAUUAUUUUCAGGAGAUACUGGAGAAAUAAAAAAUGAAAUAAGAGAGCACAUUGAUAUGAAAAUUAAUGAAUGGCAAGAAGAUGAAAAAGCAGAAAUAGUACCUGGAGUUUUAUUUAUUGAUGAAGUACACAUGUUAGAUAUCGAAUGUUUUUCAUAUUUAAAUAGAGCUUUGGAAAGUGAGCAAUCUCCUAUUGUUAUUAUGGCAACAAAUAGAGGUAUUACUCAUAUAAGAGGAACUGAUUAUAAAGCUCCUCAUGGUAUCCCAUUAGAUUUAUUAGACAGAACGCUUAUUAUACCUACAUACCCAUAUAAGCAUGAAGAUAUAAUGAAAAUACUGGAACAACGUGCAGAAGAAGAAGAUGUAGAAAUCGAUGAAUUUGCUAAAGAACUUUUAUGUAAAAUAGCAUCUGAAUCGUCUUUAAGAUAUUCACUACAUCUAAUCACAUUAGCAAAUUUAGUUGCAAAAAAGCGCAAAGCAACGGAAGUUACUGUGCAAGAUGUUAGAAGAGUUUAUAAUUUAUUUAUUGAUGUCAAAAGAAGCACACAAUAUCUUAUUGAAUAUCAAAAUGAGUUUAUGUUUUCAGAAUUACCAAAAGACGAUGAAAGCAUUAAUGAUCAAGAAUCCGUUGACGAAAAAAGAGAAAAUCAAGAAAAGAAGUGA
Plasmodium vinckei vinckei is the source of this 1428-nucleotide messenger RNA. Its product is annotated as RuvB-like helicase 3, putative. Gene Ontology annotation, cellular component: Ino80 complex; R2TP complex; Swr1 complex. Lineage: Eukaryota; Apicomplexa; Aconoidasida; Haemosporida; Plasmodiidae. Bases 1 to 1428 code for a protein of 475 amino acids. Gene Ontology annotation, biological process: chromatin remodeling; regulation of transcription by RNA polymerase II; box C/D snoRNP assembly. The transcript has a single exon. Gene Ontology annotation, molecular function: ATP binding; ATP hydrolysis activity; DNA helicase activity. The record is from RefSeq and is a predicted model, not a curated record.